Molecule: messenger RNA, 2317 nt
Organism: Pecten maximus
Lineage: Eukaryota; Metazoa; Mollusca; Bivalvia; Pectinida; Pectinidae
Exons: 13
Coding region: 361-1563 (400 amino acids)
Source: RefSeq, a predicted model, not a curated record
CUUGAUCUAGCUCAUCGGGAGCCUCGUAUUAAAAGGGAUUAAAUACAGAAUAAUUGUCAACUUACAAGAAACCUAAAACGAAUUAAAAUGAAUUCGUACAGAAGUAUUUGACGAAAACAAAACCGUUCAGAUAAGGAAUUAAAAGUUUUGUUUUAAAUGUUGAUGAACACAUCAUGAUUUAUAUACAGAAAGUGAUAUAUAGAACAAUAAGCAUUGCGGCUUAUGACGUUGACUUGUUGGACUAUAUUUAAAGGUCAAGGACGAAAUGGAUCUUGACUUGACACGAUGUUUUUGGUGUGAUUCUAUGUACUAAAAGUGACAGGAAUUUUGUUUAUAUAUGUCAAAAGAAAUAUUGGAAUUAUGUAUAACCGAAAGCAAUUUGUCAGGAUGCCUCUCAGGGACACCUACAAGGUCCAACUCAAGCGAGUGAAGGAUGGAAUAGAUAAGGAGCGAGUAAAGAUCCCUAGAGCCCCUCCGAAAGAAGGUUAUAAGCCGUUUAUAUGGAACAGUUUAGAGGGUUACUAUGACACGUCAGUGCCGGAAUACGUCAUCAACUGCCCAAAGGAGGAUAUGCAGCCGCAGGUGCCUUAUAGCUGGGUCGACAAGGAUUUUGACGACUCCCUCAUUGAUGUUUCUACUCGGAAAACCACAUUGAGGCUGGUUGAUCCCCUGGAGGAUUUCAACAUGGCCAAAGAGAUCCUCCCAAAGUUACGCGACAGCAGACCGUCCACAAAGAACUCUAAUUUCCGGUCAAGUCAAAGAGGAAGUCGACCACCCACCAACGAUUCGGCCGAUAGACAGAGGAUUUGGGAAAACAUCAAUUUGAAAUUGCCGAAGGUGUCUCCAGAAAGAGGAAGAGACACCGCUAGAACCGCACAAAACGGUGAAGAGGAAAACCAAGGUCAAGUCAGACGACCCCAGUCUUACAGCCAACUAACGGAAGAAAACAUAAAAGAGGCAAAUACACAACAAGAGAAUAAAAAGGACCCAGAAACAAAAGUCAAGCUGCCAAGAAAUCUAUCAGCGAAUUCAAAAAGACGAGAAAGAAGUCCAUACCGAACGGCUUAUAACGAGGCUGCCCUUCGGACCUCGGUCUCACAGCAUCAAAGUAGGCAUGCGCAUAGACAGAAAUCCUCGAAGACAUAUUCAUCAAGGACGAGUUAUUCUCCAGAGAGAGGGAGAAUUCUACUUCCGGAGAUUCAUAAAGUAGAAUUUGAUGUCGUAAAUGAUAAUGCUACAAAGGAAUUCCCCUACAGCGGGGUACCCACUUUCAGAGAGAAGAUGCAUCGGCAGUAUGACAUAGACGCCCCAAAACGAGUUGACGAAGACUACAAGAAAACAAAGAAAGAUUUCUACUUAAUGAAACUACACAAAUUAUCGGAAGUCCAUCCAUCAAAUAGAUCGGGCAUGCGCAAAGCAUAUUUUGCAUACCUUCAAAAUAACCCCGGGUCGAAAAAGGCAGUGAAGGAUUGCGUCAAUCAGCUUGUAUCAGAUGAACCCCAUUUAAAAAGUACAACUCCAAGAACCUCGUCGACUUCCCCUGUUCGGACCGGUGCAAACUAAACAGCCUAUUAACGGUGAAUAUCAAGCAGCCUACUGCAUGUUAGUGGUAAAUAAAUAGGCGGACACCUUACAUUUUGGAAGGGAGUUAUAAGGAUCUUCCUUUUCUCCACUUUUGCAGCAUCCAACUUUGGCAGAUUACCAUAAAACAUUUACUUCCCGAAGAUAUCGGCAUUAACGUAGGAAAAAUAACUAGUAAGUUAUCCCAAACCGCAGUAAACACGCCCAAAAAAUGACACUGUUUACAAACUCAACAGAGUUGUAGGAUUCAUCUCAACUGGAAUCUUAAAAGUGUACAAAUUGUCUGUUUAUCAGAAAUGAACUAAGAUAUUUGCAAUUACUGGUAGGAAGUUGGGUUUCAAAUCUAAGAUCCAAUUAAAACAUGUGAAAUAAAAAUAGAAACACAUGCAUGCAUUUCUUCUAAAGACAUUAAAUUGUAACAUUGUGUUUAUGCAUCAAGUUGUUAUGUUCUAUAUUGAAGAAUAUAAGAGUACUUAAAUUUUAAAUUUUAAAUUUUUGACUCAUUCGAAUAUUUAUUGUUACUUUACGUGAAGUGAAAAACAAAUCGCAAGAUUUAACACGAUGGUAUGAUUUUAUUAACCACUAGGCUCAUCUAUAAAACUACGAAAUAUUAUUCUCGAAAUACAUUAGGUGCAUACGUUAUUUUUCUUGCAGUGAUGUCAUAUUUGAUUAACUUUGUGUUAAAUAGUUAAUUUGUUAGUCAAGCAUUUUUUUCCGUGUAUGAUAUUAUGUUGCA